Messenger RNA from Ricinus communis (castor bean), 1375 nucleotides. RefSeq names its product ubiquitin domain-containing protein 1. Bases 321 to 665 code for a protein of 114 amino acids. The record is from RefSeq and is a predicted model, not a curated record. The transcript has 5 exons. Lineage: Eukaryota; Viridiplantae; Streptophyta; Magnoliopsida; Malpighiales; Euphorbiaceae.
GAAUAACAUUAACAUUUGUUCACUAACACUGAUGAGCAGGGAUGACAUUCCAUCCCUGUUCUCACCUUUUCCUUCUUCUACCUCUUUCUUUACCUGCCCUUCUUUUUAUUCAUCCUUUUCUUUUGAAAUUAUUUUAUUAUUAUUUAAUAAAGAAAGUUAUAUAAACACCCGCAUAACAGAGUGCUGGCAGCAGCCAUUUUACAUCACUUUCGAGCUACCUUUCUUCUUCUUUUUUUUUUUUUUCUUUUUUUCUUUUCCAUCUAAAUCUAAUCUAAUCUACUGCUGCUUUCAAAACUUUGCUUCUCUUUUCAAAUUCUGAAAUGGGUUGUUCUGGAUCCUCUCGAGCCAAAGGAGACGACCAUUCAAAGAAAAUCCGGAAGCCAAAACCAUGGAAGCAUUCCGAGCCAAUUACAAGGACACAACUCCUGCAGAUGCGUGAUGAGUUUUGGGAUACUGCUCCUCAUUAUGGGGGACGGAAGGAGAUAUGGGAUGCACUUCAUGCUGCUGCUGAAGCUGAUUUAACUCUUGCACAAGCUAUUGUGGAUAGUGCUGGUGUGAUUGUUCAAAGUGAAGACAUGACAAUCUGUUAUGAUGAAAGAGGUGCAAAGUAUGAACUUCCUAAGUAUGUCUUAAGUGAGCCAACCAAUUUGGUUCGAGAUGAUUGAAAAUAGGGGCUCUUGAUGAAUGAGUAUCAGACAUAAGAUGUUUUUGGGUCUACUCCUGUUAGUGACCCUAUAAAUGGCACCACCAUCUUAGGUUCACUCAACAUUAGUACAAAUGAAUCGAAGAAAUGGGAGAAGCUGCUCGUGAAAGAGCGCCCUGUUCCAGCAUUUGUCAUGGCCACUUCCAAUUGAGGCUUUCUUCGUACAGAUCCACCUGCACCAACUUUGCUUCCCCUAUGUGGCUUUCUACUUCUAGCAAUAUUCCGCUCUCAGGCCAUCCUCUCUUCGACAAUGGCAGCACCACCUCUGAUUCUUGGAACAAAGAAUACCUACUUAGAUAGAUACGUAGAAACGUGAUAAAUUUAUUGCAUUUGUGACUUUGAUGCUUUACUGCCGGCGCUGCUGCUGCUCCUCCUCCUCCUCAUCUAUCGUUUGAAUAUGGUUUACAAGAUGAGGAAGAGCUCUCUAACCCUGCAAGAGAAGCUACAUAUUGGGGAAGAUGGGUUCUUUGCUGGCUGAUUUUUUUUUUUUCUCAAUUAAAUAUCCAGUCAGCAAAAACCACUGCAGAAAGUUGGCGGAUUGUAUUUUAGAAAAAAAUAAAAUUAAACUUUGAUGCUUUUUGAGAAAAAGUUGUAAAUUUUAGUUAAAAUUGUUAAAACAUCAAAAGUUGGAGAAAUUUUUAGAUGAUUAGGCCUUAUUUUUUAAACUGUAAA